Molecule: messenger RNA, 2481 nt
Organism: Cornus florida
Lineage: Eukaryota; Viridiplantae; Streptophyta; Magnoliopsida; Cornales; Cornaceae
Exons: 11
Coding region: 579-2216 (545 amino acids)
Source: RefSeq, a predicted model, not a curated record
GGGAGAGAGAGAGAGAGAGGCCCAUUGUCUCUCUGCGCCAGCGAAAUCAGAGACAAAAAUAGAAUUGAAUGAAUCAGAAUGCAAUCGAAACAAAUUACACGAUAAGCUGUGUGAUUCAUAAAAAGCCCAUAAAACAGUACAAACACAAAAACUCAGGCGACGUCUCUGUCCCUGUCCUUGCUCUUCGUCUUCUUCUUAUAUAUAUAUACAUAUAUAUUUAUAUAUAUCAGCAGCUCGAGGAAUCGAAAAGGACAAGGUUCGGAACCGCCCGCAUUCGGAUCCGACACCCCGUCGGGCCCCAUCCCCCUCUCUCUCUGCGCGCUUACCCUUGUCGUUGCAGUUGUAGAGAGAGGGAGACCGUGAUUUUCUUCUAACUCAGGUUUCUCAUGAAGUGACAUGUGCAAGUUUGCAAACGUCUGACUAAAAAUUUUUCAUGUAGGAUCUGAUUUUCGUGCGCUCUCUUCAUAAAUGCUCUAAUUGAUCGGAUUACUUUAAGGUGAUUGCUCUUUGCUGAGUGAAGUUGGCAUCUUCUAUGAAGGCAAUAUUUGUCAUUUUUGAGAUUUUUAGAAACUAUCAUCAUGGGUGCUUGUACAUCAACACCAUCUAAACCAAUUAAAUUGCGGAGGAAAUACCAUGUUCGGUUUCGCAAAUACCAUGGCAAGCUUUCCAAUUUUGUCCAUCAUGGAGCCAGGAAAAAGAAUAGCGAUGCUGAAACUCGUGUAACUGAUUUUGCUGUUAGUGAGUUUCUUCAUACGACAACCACCUGCAAAAGAUCUGAUGUUUCUAAUUCAACAUUCCAUCUCACCCAGUUGGAAUGGCACCAUAGUGAAAUUGAUGCUAAUGUAUUUUGCGAAGAGGAAGCAUGGUUUGACUCAGUCAGUAUUUUGGAGUCUGACUCAGAUGAUGAGUUCAGUAGUGUGCAUGGAGAUUGUUUUCCUAGCCUUUCAAGCAGCAUUCUGGAGAACAAGUGUAUGUACAAAGAAUACCAUGAAAGAUAUCUGAAAAUAGAUGCUGGUAAAACAGACAAGUUUUUGAGCAAAGAUGGGUUCAAGGAAUCAAAUGGAUUUUCACUUAUAAGUGCGCAGGGCUAUGAACUUUCAUGCUUGGGUAAGGAAGAAGAAUUUUGCACCAAGAGGAAGAAAAACUAUGUAAAAGAGGAUGGAUUUGAUUUUGAAGAGAAAGCUCAAGAGAAAAUUUUGAAGUCUGGCUUACCCCGAUUGGUUCCUUCAUUAAGUUUCAAUGACAAGAUUGUUAAUGCAUCAAAUUCAGGUGCACAAUCUCAAAAAAAGAAAACUGCAGUUAUCAGACUUUCGUUAAAGAGGACAUCUGUUGAAGGUGAAGAGACCAAUGAGUUCUGUGCAUCAAAAAAAUUCCUAUAUCGUCCCAGAGCAGGACUUCUGAUUCCGUGUUGUACAGAAGGGAAGCCAACUACAAGAUGUUGGCUUGAGAUUGAACCCUCGCACUUUAAGCUCCGUGGUGAUAACUAUUUUAAAGAUAAGCAUAAAUCCCCUGCACCAAAUUACAGUCCAUAUACUCCAAUAGGGGUUGAUCUUUUUGUGUGCCCAAGAAAGGUUAAUCACAUUGCCCAACACCUUGAGCUUCCUAAUGUUAAAGGAGAAGGGAAGGUGCCUCCACUACUCAUUGUUAAUAUCCAGUUGCCAACCUAUCCAGCUCCAAUGUUCCUUGGUGAUAGCGAUGGGGAGGGCUUGAGCCUUGUGCUAUAUUUCAAACUUUCUGAGAGCUUUGAGAAGGACAUUUCUCCCCAAUUUAAGGAGAGCAUCAUGAAACUGGUUGAUGAUGAUAUGGAAAAGGUUAAAGGGUUCGCAAAAGAAUCCUCAAUUCCUUUCAGAGAAAGGCUAAAGAUCAUGGUUGGGGUGGUUAAUCCGGAUGAGCUUGUUUCAAGUUCUACUGAAAGGAAGCUUUUGCAUUCUUAUAAUGAAAAGCCAGUCCUUUCACGUCCGCAACACAAUUUUUAUCAGGGACCCAAUUACUUUGAGGUUGACCUCGACAUUCAUCGCUUCAGCUACAUAGCAAGGAAGGGACUUGACGCAUUCCGAGAACGUCUGAGAAAUGGAAUACUGGAUUUGGGUUUAACAAUUCAGGCGCAAAAACAAGAAGAACUGCCAGAAAAAGUACUGAGCUGUGUGAGACUGAACAAGAUUGAUUUUGUUGAUCAUGGCCAAAUACCCACACUCGUGACGGUUGAUAAAGCUUGAUUUGGGUGGUGGUGUGCUGCAGGUCUGGGCAUUCAAAAGUUAUCGACAGUCGAGUGUGUGGGAAGAUCAUAUGUUCAUUAUGUACACAUUUUAAUUCGCUGUAAUUAUAGCUGUAUACGAAUGAUAGGAAAAGAAAAUUCUCUCAUGAACCAGCACAAACAAAAUGUCCAUCCAUCUCGAUAUACUAUUCAUUUGAACAUCAAAAUUCUUUACUGUUAUAUAAUCUGUUACUUUGAGCUUAAAUCUUCACAACCAAAAUUCUCUU